AUGUCCAAAAGGUCUGCGGCACAAACUACCGCUUCAGUCACCCCACGGGGUCCGGACAUUACAUCUGCUGUCUCAAACACUUUGGACAAUUUUACGGAAAACAAUGAUGCCCUCGCAAAGAUACUGGAAAAACACGGUACUGGUGGCAACAUCAGUGACAGGACCAAGAAGGCGGCACACGAGCUGGUCCUAGACUUAUACACGAAAUUGUCAACUAGAUGUCAGUUGGGUCUUUACUCGGGCAACCUGCUGUAUCACUUAGUCGAGGGCGUCAACCAGUUUGAGAUAACCUGCGCUCGACAGAGAUCGAAUUACAGAAAGCUGGUACGAACCAUUCGGGAAGUUGAAGCGGCCAGACAUUUCAUGAUAGAUCGGGUGACAGAAAUGCAGAACAUUCUUUCCGCUACUCGGGAAGCUGGUCUCUACUGGAAGUUUAUGUACGAGUUGAGGCAGUUUGAGUACAAUCUGGCGGGGGCCCUGGAUGAAAGGAAAAUCUGGCGCAGUUCCAAGGACUAUGACACACUGUGGAUUGCAGAAAUUGCUGGACCCCUGCAAACAGCGUUGCAGCCCAUUUACGCUGCAAUUGUUCCCUCCUUGAUCGAGGAUGGCAUGAAAAUGGCUAUUAACUUGCCCAAGCCGGAAGAUGACGGCAUGGCCACUUACGCCACCGCCCUUGAACGAAUUGCUCAGCGCUGCUACGAAGAGGGCUUCUACAUGGAGGCUGAAACCCUGAUGAAUGCCGCGCAGGCCAUCCGAAAGGAUGUCUAUGGUCCAAAUGCCCCCGUAGUAGCUUGUGGUCUAACUUGUUUAGCUCUAAUUUAUGGAAAAAUGAAGGACUUUGACAAGGCCGUCAAAACGAACGCAGAAGCGUUGGCUAUUUGGGAAAAGUGUAAGCUCGAGAAUGGUCUAGUGGCAAAAAGUUACCUCCAGGCGGGUAACAUGCUUCUGAGUUGGGGCAAGGAAGAAGAUGGCGUAAAGAUGCUAAAGUUGGCCCUUGCCAAGGCAAGUGACGGCCUGCCUCUCACGGGCGACAUCUGGGACAAUGAGCAGGAUGCGGCUGCUAUGACACAGGCUCUGUCCAAACUCAACUCCAAAUUGCCUCCGGUAGUUGCGCUGCCAACAACCGUGCAAGACGCCCUCAAAGAGGUCGCGGUUGGACACGCUCACUGCUACCGCUUUAAAGCGGCCACUGUAUUAAGGGACUACCUGGAGGAGUGCAAGCCAGUGAACGUGGUGGAGACAUCAACCUCAGGUCCACGAAGAAUGACCGUUAUAGGACGCAGGUCCGUCUAUCGGUAG
Molecule: messenger RNA, 1299 nt
Organism: Dibothriocephalus latus
Lineage: Eukaryota; Metazoa; Platyhelminthes; Cestoda; Diphyllobothriidea; Diphyllobothriidae
Source: the annotation of a GenBank genome assembly